This is a messenger RNA of Saccharomyces mikatae IFO 1815, 1554 nucleotides long. It is a transcript of the gene KTR7, whose product is annotated as putative mannosyltransferase. The coding region runs from base 1 to 1554 and encodes 517 amino acids. The record is from RefSeq and is a predicted model, not a curated record. Gene Ontology annotation, cellular component: membrane; Golgi apparatus. The transcript has a single exon. Lineage: Eukaryota; Fungi; Ascomycota; Saccharomycetes; Saccharomycetales; Saccharomycetaceae. Gene Ontology annotation, molecular function: alpha-1,2-mannosyltransferase activity. Gene Ontology annotation, biological process: protein N-linked glycosylation; cell wall mannoprotein biosynthetic process.
AUGGCUAUAAGAUUGAAGCCAAAAGUAAGAGAAUUCUUGCUGAAUAAGUUUCGAAAAAAGCGAUAUGUUUUCCUUUUCUUAGGGUGUUUCUUCACCAUGCUUUACCGUUUGGGCAACUGGCCAUUUGCCUCAAAAGAUACUACGCUUAAUCCUGGUAAUUUGCCUUACUCAUUCCAGGACUAUUCUACUGAUAAAGAUGAGCCGUUUUUCCGGGGCUGCACUGACACAGACAUGUAUUUACAGGACCCUGAGUACGUCAAAAUGAAUGCAUCUUUUGUUAUGCUUACGAGAAACGAAGAAGUGGACGAGGUGCUGAAAACUAUGAAAAGUAUAGAAGGCCAUUUCAAUCAAUGGUUCAACUACCCAUACGUAUUUUUAAAUGAUCGUCCUUUUACAGAUCAUUUCAAGGACCAAAUCCAAGCUGCAACUAAUGCCAGUGUAGAGUUUGGUACUGUUGAUGAAGUUGUAUGGGAAUUUCCUGCUGAGGUGCGUAAUUCAUUGCUGUUUGAGUCUACAUUACAAGAUCAAAACGAUCGUGGUAUAAUGUAUGGUAAUAUGGAGUCGUACCACAAAAUGUGCCGAUUUUAUUCCGGGUUGUUUUAUAAGCAUCCAUUAGUUUCUAAACAUGAAUGGUACUGGAGGAUAGAGCCUGAUGUUGAAUUCUUCUGUGACAUCUCAUACGAUCCCUUCUACGAGAUGGCCAAGAAAAACAAGAAAUAUGGAUUUACUGUAUUGAUUACUGAACUGUAUUGGACCGUCCCCAACUUGUUCAGAACAACUAAAACUUUCAUCAAGAAAACAGCAGGUUUAAAAGAAAACUUGGGCACACUCUGGAAAUUAUUUACAUUUAACUAUAAUAUUUUAGACACAGACGAUGAAGAGAUUUCUAGAUGGGUGAAUUAUCCCUGGGAUGCCAAACCAAAGUUGACUGAAAAGUUGAUGGUAGACUUUUUGCUAGAGAAUAACGGCCGAGUCAAUAAUGAGGAAGAUUUAGAAGGUAUACAACAUCUGAUCGAAAGGGCUCGCUCUAAGAUCCCAUUGAUAGAAGAUUCCAUUGAAGGGGAAGAAUACAAUUUAUGUCAUUUUUGGAGUAACUUUGAAAUUGCCCGCGUUGAUCUAUUUGAUAAUGAGAUCUAUAACGCUUAUUUCAAAUUUUUGGAACAAUCCGGUGGUUUCUGGUCUGAAAGAUGGGGAGACGCACCCAUCCAUUCAAUUGGGCUAGGAAUGAUCCUGAACCUAGAAGACGUUCAUUAUUUCAGGGACAUUGGCUAUAGGCAUUCAUCACUGCAGCAUUGUCCAAAGAAUGCUCUACAAAGCCAAGAAAAAUCUAACUCAUUUGAUAAGGGUUAUGAUUUCGGGUGCGGAUGUCGAUGCGUUUGUCCCAAGCGGGAAGAAGACAUUGAAGAUAACUCUAUUCCCUGCAUGGAUAUUUUUUUUGAAUUGCUUCACGGCAAGGAAUAUGAAAAAGAGUUCCCUGGUUGCUACAAGCCAUCCAUAAAGGACAAGGAUGUGAUUGAGGAGAUUAGAAGAGAGAAUUUUAGAAUCAUUGAAUAG